Salvia miltiorrhiza (redroot sage) is the source of this 1614-nucleotide messenger RNA. Its product is annotated as patellin-4-like. Lineage: Eukaryota; Viridiplantae; Streptophyta; Magnoliopsida; Lamiales; Lamiaceae. The transcript has 4 exons. Gene Ontology annotation, molecular function: lipid binding. The coding region runs from base 151 to 1347 and encodes 398 amino acids. The record is from RefSeq and is a predicted model, not a curated record.
AAACCAACAGAACUCCACCACUUCUUAUUCCCUUGCCUCUCACAAGAAAAAAAAAAUCAAAAAACAAAAAAGAGGAGAGGGCCAAAAAGUGUUCCUUGAUCGGCUGGUGAGUCUUUGCCGGCCGGAGCUCGGAAGACGCAACAAAACAAAAUGAUCAUCGAGGAGAAGCAGGUGGCAACAAGCGAGGCUCUGUCGGAGAGCGAGGAUGAAUUGGAAAACGUGGUGGACGCGCGGUCCCGGAGCAAAUCCCUGAUCGAGUUCCGGUUCAGGGUGGAGGAAGCCAUCAACGGCAACUACCUGUUCACCAGCAAGGCGGACGGGGAGGCGGAGGAGGCCCGGCUGUGGGGGGUGCCGCUGCUGCCGAGCCAGGGCCACGAGGGCACGGACGCCGUCCUCAACAAGUUCCUCAAGGCCAAGCGCUACAAGGUGCACGAGGCCUUCACCGCCCUGCGCAAGACGCUGCGGUGGCGCGCCGACUUCCGCCCCGCCGACGAGCUGGCCCCGCCCCAGGACAACGUGUGGUUCACGAGCGGCGCCGACAAGGAGGGGCGGCCCCUCUGCUACAACGUCCUCGGCAAGGAGUAUCAGAAGAAUCUGGUGAGCCUGGGCGAUCAGAGCUACCAGGAUUAUCUGAGGUGGAGGCUGCUCUGCGUCGAGGAAGGCAUCCGCCAUCUCAAUUUCAGGCCCGGCGGCGUCGACUCCGUCGUGCAGAUCCUUGACAUGAGGCACGCCGGCGGCCCCACCACCAAGGAGAUGAAGCUCAUCGGCAAGAAGAUGAUCACAUUGCUCCAUGAUCAUUAUCCCGGCAUCGUCCACAAGAAUCUGAUCAUCAAUGUGCCAUCGUGGUUUCUGACUCUGAACGCUUUGAAUCUGCGGAUGCUGGGCAAGAGGAGCAAGAACAAGUUCAUAUUUGUGAAGCCAUCAAGAGUUACAGAGACCCUUCUCAAGUACGCCACCAUAGAGAACAUACUGGUUCAAUAUGGGGGGCUUAGGAGAGAGAACGACACAGAAUUCACAUCAGAAGACAAAGUUCUUGAAGCUUAUAUCAGAGCAAAUGGGACUGAACUCAUACAGAUACCUGUGGAGGCAGGGGUGAGUUUAACGUGGGACAUAACUGUGAUCGGAUACGAUGUGACAUACAGAGAAGAAUUCGUACCAGACGACGAGUGCUCGUACAAGAUUCUGCUGCAGGAGAAGAGAAUGGGAGAGAGCAUCCGGAAUUCGUUCUACAUCAGAGAGCCAGGGAAGAUUGUGAUAAGCAUACUCAAUGCUUCAUACACAAGGAAGAAGGCUUUCUACAGGUACAAGACAAGGCAAAGUCUGCCCAUCUAUAGGAUCUACAAUUAAUUCCCCAUUCAUAUUAGGCUUUCUAGUAUUGCUAAACAAAGCAUUUGGCAAUAAUCUUGCUAAUUGUAUUUCAUUCAUUUUCGCCUCUUUUUUUUUUUCUUUUUCUUUUCCUUAUGGGUUUUGUGAGGCGGGAUAUCCGCUACUAGCUAGAGGUGUGCUGCAGGUAAACCUCCACAUGUACAUGUGUAAUAGCUAGUAUUAAUUAAUUUUGGCUUAUGCAUUCUAUGUAAUGUGAUUAAUGUAUUACUACUUUUUACUUCUCUCCAA